CUCUGAACAUGUGCUGUUGUUUUCUGACAGUGUAAUGUGAGUUAACUGGGAUUAGCCGGGUUGUCAUUGGAAAAUAACGUACUUUUCGCGAUAUUUAGCCAAGUCUAUAGACGUAUAUUAAGCGUUUUGUAAAGUUAAAGUGUUUAAAGUUCAAUUUCGAGUGAGAAAUCGAGCCCAGCUCGGCGCCUGCUGCUGUUAGCGGGCAGAGAGAGGAGGGAAAGCGGUCCGUCUGUCGGCGUGUCGGCGCCUGAGAGCUGAAGGCGUCUUCAGAGUUCCUCUCUUGUAAUUUUGGGACUGACCGGCCGUGACCAUGCGGAGGUGUAAAAACUGCGGUGGGACGGACAUUGAUGUGGACCAGGCGCGCGGAGAUGCGGUGUGUAUGGGCUGCGGCUCCGUGUUGGAGGACAACAUCAUUGUUUCCGAGGUAACCUUUGUGGAGAACAGUGGCGGGGGUUCGUCUGCUGUUGGUCAGUUCGUGGCAUCAGACGCCUCCGGUAAUGUCCCUUCUAUGAUGGGUGGCAAUUUCUCUGGGAUGGGAAAGGAGUCCAGAGCCCAGACGUUACAGAAUGCCAAGCGGAACAUAAACCACCUGGGCCGUCAGCUGCAGAUGAACCAGCACUGCCUGGACACGGCCUUCAACUUCUACAAGAUGGCGCUGUGCAAGCGGCUGACCCGCGGCCGCAAAUCCACACACGUUGUGGCCGCCUGCCUCUACCUGGUGUGCCGAACGGAGGGGACGCCACACAUGCUGUUGGACCUGAGUGAUCUGCUGCAGGUCAAUGUGUACGUUCUGGGAAGAACAUUCUUAGCAUUAGCCAAAGAGCUAUGCAUCAAUGCUCCAGCUAUAGAUCCCUGCCUGUACAUCCCGCGUUUUGCACACAUGUUGGAGUUUGGAGACAAGAGCCACGAGGUGUCCAUGACAGCACUGCGGCUGGUGCAGAGGAUGAAGAGGGACUGGAUGCACACAGGACGAAGGCCCUCUGGGCUCUGCGGAGCAGCUCUACUGGUCGCUGCUCGCAUGCACGAGUUUCGUCGGACCAUCAAAGACGUGAUCGGAGUGGUCAAAGUGUGUGAGGCCACGCUGAGGAAGAGGUUGAGUGAGUUUGAGGAAACACCGACCAGUGAGCUGACCAUUGAGGAAUUCAUGAGGGUUGAUCUGGAGGAGGAGUGUGACCCUCCAUCUUUCAAAGAUGGACAGAGGAAGCUGAGGCUGCAAAAGAUUGAGGAAGAACUCGCUAAGAAGAUAGACGAUGUUCAAGGUGAAAUCUGCGGUUAUCAGGAUGAGAUUGAAAUGGAGCUGGAAAGCAAUCGGCCCAAAGCCAGAGGGAUCUAUGCAGCCUGUGGAAAAAAUGAUGAUUCCAUCUCCUUGGCGUCGUCCAUCUGCACUGAUCUUGAUGAGGAGUGUGAGGACGAAGAGUUGCGUGCAGCAGCCAGUCACAUGAACAAAAACCUCUGUGGCGACAGUCAGACGAGUGAAGAAGAAGAGGAGGAGCGAGAGAAAGAUCAAGGCGCUCCACUCAAACGGCCAUCCCUGGAGGUCCUGCUGGGGCCACUGCCCACUGCGGCCAGCCUCGGCCUCUCCGAGUCCAUCGAUAAGUGUGUCGGGGAGGAGAAGGAGAAUGAGAAUGAGAACGAUGGAACAGCAGAAAAUGGUGAACUGGACCUGGACGGGAUUGACGAUGAUGAAAUCGAUCGGUACAUCCUGAACGAGAAGGAGGUGGAGAUUAAAACAGAGCUGUGGAUGCUGGAGAACGCAGACUACCUCAAAGAACAGAAGGAAAAGGAGGAGAGAAUAGCAAAGGAGAAGGAGCUCGGCAUCUACAAGGAAAAGAAAGCGCGGAAACCGGCUCAGAAGCGGCAGCCGAUCAACGCCAGCACAGCAGAUGAGGCGAUUGAGAAGAUGCUGGAGCAGAAGCGCAUCUCCUCGAAGAUAAACUAUGACGUCCUGAAGGACCUAAACAAGUCUGCACUGAAGAGCCCAUCCACCGAGCCCAGAGAGUCUCCAGCCAAAGGAGGCGCCAAGAGGCUGACCGCUCGCCCACGCAAACCCUUGGACCCCUCGCCCAGCCUGGCCAUGCCUGCCAGCAACUUUGGCAAGAGGUUACGGCCGCUGAUAUCUACACAGCCUCCUAAGAAAGUGGCCCUGGAUCAGCUGCCGUCAGGCAUCCCAGUAGCGGAGCCUGCUGUCCCUACCCAGAAUGCUGUGUUGGUGGAGAGUGGGCCAGUGGCAUAUGAGGAUCCGGGAGAGGAAGAGGAGGAGGAAGAGGAGGAGCACUGCGUCAGCGCCAUGCAACUAAUGGGAGGGAACGAUUACGGCUACGAUUUUGACGAUGAUGAAGGGUUCUAGCUCCUCUAUGUGUGCUUCAGUGAAGUGGACAGCUAAAACUUGGACUGCUGCACACACAACACUCUGCUGCUGCUGAAUUAUACUUGAAUUAUAAUCAUAUUAUCUUACGUUUACAUUCACUCACAGGACACAACACACACUCUGAUCCUCCACCUCAGAAACUGAAUUUAAGUUCAGCGAGUGAUGCUGGGUUGUGUGGAAAUAGUGUGUUUAUAUUAUAGUGGAACUGUGUGCAUGUUUCUUUAAGUACAGGUGUUUAUAAAUGA
Molecule: messenger RNA, 2613 nt
Organism: Pygocentrus nattereri (red-bellied piranha)
Lineage: Eukaryota; Metazoa; Chordata; Actinopteri; Characiformes; Serrasalmidae
Gene: brf1a
Product: BRF1 RNA polymerase III transcription initiation factor subunit a
Exons: 19
Coding region: 311-2347 (678 amino acids)
Biological process (GO): transcription by RNA polymerase III; transcription preinitiation complex assembly; DNA-templated transcription initiation
Cellular component (GO): transcription factor TFIIIB complex; transcription preinitiation complex; nucleus
Molecular function (GO): RNA polymerase III general transcription initiation factor activity; TBP-class protein binding; RNA polymerase III type 3 promoter sequence-specific DNA binding
Source: RefSeq, a predicted model, not a curated record